AUGAUCUUCCUGCCCUCGCCAAGUUCUCCCCGACGAUCCAGCUCUCGUCAAGCCCCGCUCUCGGGUCGGAUCGACCCUAAGAUCCAGGCCGACGCUGAGAGGCGGAACCGCCUGCUCGAGAAAGAGGAGAAACGCUACCGGAUCCUCCACAAGAACUGGCGCCGCUCUGAUCAAGCUCCUCCGGCCUCUGUCCCGACCCCGUUACCGACUCCGUCUCCGUCGUUUCAGUCCAAGUCUCCGUCUGCCAAGAAAGGGAUUCUUCUCGAAGAAAGAGGCCCACACCCUACCUUCGAGCCGACCCGGACCCCAUCGUACCGCACGCCCGUUAAGUAUCUGCCUCUAGAAAGAGACUGUCGAUCACCUCCGGAGAUAGACUUCAUCGAGCCCGAUCCGAGUCCGCACGCCGCUUCUGUCCUCUUCGCUCCGAAACCGAACACGACCGCCCGCCGCUUCUGCAUCGACUACCGUUGGAUGAACGAUCAUCUUAAAAGUCGCAUCACGCCCGCUCCGUCCCUCGAAGGUACUGCUUUCGGUUGCCGUGAAGCUCAACGCUUCACGAAGAUCGAUGUGAUCCAGGCCUUCCACCGUCUCCUCCUCCCGUUCGGUCUGAAGGUAGGUCCCGCCUGGUUCCAGCAGUUUAUCAACGCGCAGCUUCACGAUCUCCUCGACCGGUGCGCCAGCGCCUACGCAGAUGACGUCCUGAUCUACUCGGAUAAAGAAGACCACUGGAAGACUGUCAAGAAGUUGACUACCUCGGCGUUCUGCUUGAAGCCGGUGUGGGCCUUAGUGUCGACCCUCGGAAAGUUCGAUCGAUACAAGACUGGAAGUUUGAAGACCUCCGAGACCGCACCGCGAUCCGAUCAUUCGUUGGCCUAUGCAACUUCAUCCGUGUUUUCUGCUACGCCUCCGGGUGGCAGAACCCUGAACCGGUUGCUUAAGAAGGAUGUUGCCUUUGUGAUGGGCCCGGAGCAACGCGAAGCAUUUGAUCAACUCAAGCGCCUGGCUAUCGAAGCCCCGGUCCUCGCCUUCUUUAGACCAGAACUGCCGACCCGACUGGAGACCGAUGCCUCCCGGAAUGCCACAGCUGGUGUUCUAUGGCAGGAACAGCCUGAUCAGACCUGGAAGCCCGUUGGAUUCUUCUCUAAGACCAUGACCCCGGCCGAGCGAGCCUACCCAAUCCAAGAUCGAGGCUCCUCGCCGUCGUACAGAGUCUAG
Messenger RNA from Hirsutella rhossiliensis, 1215 nucleotides. Its product is annotated as reverse transcriptase (RNA-dependent DNA polymerase) domain-containing protein. The record is from RefSeq and is a predicted model, not a curated record. The transcript has 5 exons. NCBI's taxonomy places the organism in Eukaryota, Fungi, Ascomycota, Sordariomycetes, Hypocreales, Ophiocordycipitaceae. The coding region runs from base 1 to 1215 and encodes 404 amino acids.